Colletotrichum abscissum is the source of this 492-nucleotide messenger RNA. RefSeq lists its product as uncharacterized. Lineage: Eukaryota; Fungi; Ascomycota; Sordariomycetes; Glomerellales; Glomerellaceae. Bases 1 to 492 code for a protein of 163 amino acids. The record is from RefSeq and is a predicted model, not a curated record. The transcript has 4 exons.
AUGGAAUUUGUGGUGUAUGAAGACCAGGUCAUGUCUCAAGAUGGUAUGGGAGGCUACUCCAUAUCGGAGCAUCGCGUGGACGGCCCGGACUGUUCAGUUGCCGAAGUUUUCCUCUGCGGUCACGGUGUUGAUUGGGCGGUAGCUGUUCCCGGAUGUUCAUUUGCGAUGGAGGUCAAGCCUCGAGAAGUUGGUUGUGCUCAAUGGAGAAGGCCCGGCAGUUGUCGGGAAUCCAUAAGUGGCAUCGCAUGGGACGGCAAGCACGAAUUGCAAGCGAUUCUUUAUGUCUUUACAGCUGGUGUCCAAGGAAUGUCUUGGCGUAAGAAGGAGAAGCAAAAGUGGGCAGAGGGCGGGGCAGAGCCGACAGAAAGGUCAAGACGGAGCCGUCAAGAGCUUUCCCGUCCCCUCUUGCCUUUUGGAAAUCCAGAGUGUGCUUGUGACAGUGACAUGGUGACUAGUGACGAUGACUGGUGGAUAGAGGAUGGGAAAGAAUGA